Molecule: messenger RNA, 3834 nt
Organism: Dendrobium catenatum
Lineage: Eukaryota; Viridiplantae; Streptophyta; Magnoliopsida; Asparagales; Orchidaceae
Product: phospholipid-transporting ATPase 2
Exons: 25
Coding region: 329-3676 (1115 amino acids)
Biological process (GO): phospholipid translocation
Cellular component (GO): plasma membrane
Molecular function (GO): ATP hydrolysis activity; ATP binding; ATPase-coupled intramembrane lipid carrier activity
Source: RefSeq, a predicted model, not a curated record
UUUAGUUUUUACCUCUAGUCCGCUUCUUCUCUGCACUUCGACUAGUCUGCUCCGCAGUUCCUUGGCGUUUGACUUCGCCUGCUUCGCAUGAGGUAGAGUUUUGAAGAGUCGCGUGCUUCGCCUCCUCCUCCGACGUUCCCUUCCCGUUGGAUCGUUGCCUCGCCUACGCGUGCAUCGCGGGAAGUAGAGUUUUGAAGCAGUCGAAAGAGGUUUCUUGGCCCCUUUAACGGCGUUGCUCCUGUCGGAUGUCAGGACGGUAGCUCGCGGCACAGAUGGAUCUUGAUCUAUUAAUUGCCACCAAAUAGCCUUUGGGUUGUAAAAUCUUCAUAUGGUGCUGAAGUUAGCAAUGAAACGCUUUGUAUACAUCAAUGAUGAUUCCUUCCAGGAUUCUUUCUGUGAUAACCGGAUAUCCAAUAUGAAGUAUACUAUUUUGAAUUUUCUCCCGAAGAAUUUAUUGGAGCAAUUCAGUCGGUUCAUGAAUCAGUACUUUUUGUUGAUUGCAUGCCUACAACUAUGGCCACUUAUAACUCCCGUGAAUCCUGCAAGUACAUGGGGUCCGCUUAUCUUUAUAUUUGCUGUCUCUGCGACGAAAGAAGCCUGGGAUGACUACAAUAGGUAUCUUUCUGACAAGAAAGCCAAUGAGAGGAAAGUGUGGGUUGUAAAGGAGGGCACACGAAAGCAGAUUGAAGCACAAGACAUUCAUGUUGGUAAUAUUGUUUGGUUGCGGGAAAAUGAUGAAAUACCUUGUGAUCUUGUUCUAACAGGGACUUCUGAUCCUCAAGGCAUAUGCUUUGUUGAGACUUCUGCACUAGAUGGUGAAACUGAUUUAAAGACUAGAGUUAUUCCCUCAGCUUGUAUUGGGCUAGCUUCUGAACAGCUGCUCAAAAUUAAGGGUGUUAUCGAGUGUCCAAAUCCUGAUAAUGACAUAAGAAGAUUUGAUUCAAAUAUGCGCUUAUUCCCCCCAUUCCUUGACAAUGAUAUAUGCCCUUUAACAAUCAAUAACACUCUCCUACAGUCCUGUUACUUGAGAAACACAGAAUGGGCUUGUGGAGUCGCAGUUUACACAGGAAAUGAAACUAAGCUGGGCAUGAGUAGAGGCAUAGCGGAGCCCAAACUCACUGCUGUUGAUGCAAUGAUUGAUAAAUUGACUGGUGCUAUAUUUUUGUUCCAGCUAGUAGUUGUUGUUGUUCUAGGGUUCGCUGGCAAUAUUUGGAAGGACACAGAAGCUCGAAAGCAAUGGUAUGUUAUGUAUCCGAGUGAAGGACCAUGGUACGAACUUUUGAUAAUCCCUCUGCGAUUUGAACUUUUAUGUUCAAUCAUGAUUCCUAUAUCAAUUAAGGUUUCUUUAGAUCUUGUGAAGAGCGUAUAUGCAAAGUUUAUUGAGUGGGAUGAAGAAAUGCUUGAUCAAGAUACUAAUACCCCAGCACAUGCUGCAAACACAGCAAUUAGCGAGGAUUUGGGACAAGUUGAAUACAUUUUAACCGACAAAACUGGGACACUAACAGAGAAUAGAAUGGUCUUCAGGAGAUGCUGUAUUAGUGGUAUAUCUUAUGGGAAUGAAAAUGGUGAUGCUUUGAAAGAUGCUGCAUUUCUCCAUGCUAUUAGCAACAAUGUCCCUGAUGUUAUCAGAUUUCUCACUGUAAUGACAAUUUGCAACACAGUAACACCAAUUAAAAGUACUGGUGGAGCAAUGACAUAUAAGGCACUAUCUCAGGAUGAAUAUGCUUUAGUAAAUGCUGCUUCUCAGUUGCAUAUGGUCCUAACCAACAAAAGUGGAAAUAUUCUUAAGGUUAACUUCAGGGGUGUAGAUCUGCAAUAUGAAAUAUUAGACAUUCUUGAGUUCACAUCAGAUAGGAAAAGAAUGUCUGUUGUUGUCAAGGACUGCCAGAAUGAAAAAAUAAUCCUCUUGUCCAAAGGGGCAGAUGAAGCUAUUUUUCCUCAUGCUUCUGCUGGGCAACAACUGAGGCCUUUUAUUGAUGCUGUAGAACAAUAUGCUCUGCUCGGCUUGCGUACUCUUUGUUUUGGUUGGCGUGAACUAGAUGAAUGUGAAUAUGUUGAAUGGGCUCGUAUGUUCAAAGAGGCUAACAGCACAUUAACUGAUAGAGAGUGGAAACUAGCUGAGGUUUGCCAAAAGUUAGAGCAUCAUCUUGAGAUUCUUGGAGUUGCUGCAAUUGAGGAUCGUCUACAGGAUGGUGUGCCUGAAACAAUUGAAACAUUGAGGAAGUCAGGAAUUAAUUUCUGGAUGUUGACCGGUGAUAAACAAAAUACUGCCAUACAGAUUGCUCUUUCAUGCAACUUUAUUUCUUCAGAGCCCAGAGGUCAACUUUUGUUUCUUAAUGGGAGGACAGAAGAUGAAGUGUUCAGAAGCUUAGAAAUGGUGUUGCGUACAAUGAAGAUAACCUCCUCAGAACCAAAGGAAUUAGCAUUUGUGGUGGAUGGUGUGGCCCUUGAAAUUAUCUUGAAACAUCAUAGGGGUUCUUUCACUGAAUUGGCUACUUUAUCAAGAACAGCAAUUUGUUGUCGUGUAACCCCUUCACAGAAGGCACAGCAGCUUGUGGAGCUCUUAAAAUCAUGUGACUUCAGAACUUUGGCGAUUGGUGACGGUGGAAAUGAUGUAAGGAUGAUACAACAAGCUGACAUUGGUGUAGGCAUUAGUGGCAGGGAAGGGCUGCAAGCUGCAAGGGCUGCUGAUUAUAGUAUUGGGAAAUUCAGGUUUCUUAAAAGGCUGAUUCUUGUUCAUGGGCGUUAUUCUUACAAUCGUACAGCUUUUUUGUCACAGUAUUCUUUUUACAAAUCCUUGCUGCUAUGCUUUAUACAGAUACUCUUUUCUUUAUUUUCAGGCGUCUCUGGGAGUAGCUUAUUCAAUUCAGUCAGCUUAAUGGCUUAUAAUGUAUUCUACACGAGCAUACCAGUUUUAACAUGUUUUCUUGACAAGGAUCUUAGUGAGAAAACAGUGAUGCAGAAUCCACAAAUUUUGGUAUAUUGCCAAGCAGGAAGGCUUUUGAAUCCAAGCACAUUUGCUGGAUGGUUUGGGCGGUCAGCUUAUCAUGCACUUGUGGUUUUCCUAGUAACCAUGCAUGCCUAUUCCGGUGAAAAAAGUGAGAUGGAAGAGGUCUCAAUGGUCGCACUUUCGGGUUGCAUAUGGCUACAGGUUUUAGUUGUCACACUUGAAAUGAAUUCUUUCACCAUAUUGCAACAUAUUGCCAUAUGGGGAAAUUUUCUUGCUUUUUAUUUGAUCAAUAGCUUGGUGAGCACUAUUCCAAGACUUGGGAUGUACACUAUAAUGUUUCGUCUCUUUAGACAACCAUCUUAUUGGAUUACAAUGAUUCUUAUUUUUGCAAUAGGAAUGGGGCCCAUCUUGGCAAUCAAAUAUUUCCGUUACACAUACAAACCAAAUAUUAUCAAUAUUCUCCAACAGAAUGAGAGAUCUGGUGGGCCAAUCUAUGCUAUGGCCAUUGGAAACUUGGAGUCACAGAUCAAGCCUGUGGAUUCAGAUUUAUCAUCUCUGUCUAUUACUCAAGCCAAGAGUAGAAAUCCUGUACAUGAGCCCCUGCUAUCAGAUUCUCCAACGGCUACUAGACGUUCGGUGGGGCCGUCGGCAUUCGAUUACUUCUCGGCGACACAAUCUAGGUUUUCUUCUUCUUCUUCUUACUCUAGAAACUUGAAGAAGAACUGACUAGCAUUAAUGAGACUAGAUGACAGAUUUGUUGUAGCAAUGGAAAAUGGCUUAUCUUUACUUAAAUUACUGGUUUUCUGUAAUUUAUUUUGAUAUAAUUUGUCCGCUUAAAUUUGCUUCGAAGUGAGACUGAUGAAAAUAGGUUAAUUUACUUAUAA